This is a messenger RNA of Musca domestica (house fly), 1067 nucleotides long. RefSeq names its product pinin. The record is from RefSeq and is a predicted model, not a curated record. The coding region runs from base 136 to 957 and encodes 273 amino acids. Gene Ontology annotation, cellular component: catalytic step 2 spliceosome. NCBI's taxonomy places the organism in Eukaryota, Metazoa, Arthropoda, Insecta, Diptera, Muscidae. The transcript has 2 exons.
AGCUGGCAACGACGGCGUUGAAUGCCAACUUAAUUUAACGCCCGACUCUAACUUUAGUAUGAUUGGAACGUAUUAAAUAUUAGUUUUGUUGAUUAAAAAAGGUUUUACAAAAAUUCGCUUUUAUGGUAAACAAAUAUGGAUACUAAUUACAAUCUCAGUUAUGAAUUACAACGAGAUUUAGACGAUGCAAGGAGUACGUUAGUUGUAUUAAAUGAUAGCAUAAAACGUAUUGUGGGGCGAUCCAAAAGUGGAAAGGAUUUUAGGCCCGAAAACAAUAGAAAUGGCGUAGGCAUUCUCAAAAAGUGUGUAUUAAGCAUGAGUAAACGAUCCAAUGACUCCAAGUCAGUGUUUAAUAGAUUAUCUUCGCCUCCGUUAAUGCAAACAAGAAAAAUUAGGCCACAUUUAAACUCAAGAGUUAUUCGAGAACUACCUACACGUCAAGAAAUUCUUAAAGCGCAAUGUUCUGAUUCUGAGUCAAUAGCCCGAAAUCGCAGAAUGUUUGGAGCAUUGCUAGGAACAUUAAAUAAAUUUUGUCAAGAGGAAUCACGUUUAAAACAAAAGGAAGAAAGGAAAGCACAAAUAGAAAAGAAACUUGAAGAGCAAGAAGUACACGAACGUGAGUCUCUUAAGAAGGAAAGGCAGUCACUGUUCCACUACAGAAAGUGCAAACAGAUUGAAAUAAAAAGUUUGGAGGAAAGGAUUUGUCGUGUUAAAGAUUACGAAAUGUGGGAAACAUCAACCUUAUAUUUGAAAUCAUACAUAAAAACUAAGACCAUUCCUAGCAUAUAUUUCAGACCAAAACAUUUAAAUUCGGAAACAGAAAAACUACUUGAGAACUGUAAUACUGCCUUAUCGACCGUAAUGUGCGACAGAAGAAGUGCUCUUGAUGAUGAAUUAAAUGUCAUGAAAGACAGUCAUCACACGGAGUUAGUUAUGGACGAUUAUAAUAGUUUAUAAAAACGUUAAAUUUACUAUUUCUCAUUAAUUCGCUUCCUGCAGCUAAUUAAGGUUGUCGAAAUUAAAAUGUAAAUACAUAUUGUAAAAUGACUAAAUGGCAUAUAUUUGGA